This is a messenger RNA of Torulaspora delbrueckii, 2409 nucleotides long. RefSeq names its product Irc8p (gene IRC8). The transcript has a single exon. Lineage: Eukaryota; Fungi; Ascomycota; Saccharomycetes; Saccharomycetales; Saccharomycetaceae. The record is from RefSeq and is a predicted model, not a curated record. Bases 1 to 2409 code for a protein of 802 amino acids.
AUGGUUCUAGAGGCAGAUGCGCCAAUGCAUCGAAUUGGUCUAUAUUCAAUGUCUCAAUUGCCGCUUGCUAUAUUAGGUUCGCUAGCAUCACUAGCUUCAGGGUCUGUAUCCACUGCGCUGGUCGCAUUAUUUCAUCGAGAAGAACCAGAACUCAUAGUUAUAGCAUGCUCAACCAUACUUUCUGGGUUGAUUUUUUUGGCAUUAUGCUUGCUUCCAAUGGGAAGAAGCGGCAAUAGUUCAGCAUCCUUAUUAGGGAAAUUCGGCAUCAUUUGCAUUCAACUGGUUAUACUUGGCGCCUCGGUAUAUUAUCUAAAUUUUGGGCGCAAACAUGGCAGUUUAUCAAACACACAAUUACACAGCAACCUACUAGUUGCAUUGGAUUCGUUAAUUCUUUCGACUCUCUUUUUGAAUGGGUUGGUGAUUGGUUCUUGGAUCUCGGUCAGAAAAGAUUCAAUUGAUGAGAGCCGGGAACAGAAGAGCAAGACGAUGAAUGAUCCGGAGAAGUACAUUCCGCUUAAAAAUUCGUCACAAACACUGACUCCAGGCAUGGAAUUUUUACACACUUUUCAAAGCCAGAGUGGCCCAAAAACUUGGAACCUCACUGAUACAUCUGGAACACAUUCUUCAGAUGAACAUUCAUUUCCGUCAGUGGUAAAGCAUAAGCUUGAGUAUUUGUCUUCGCGAGAAGCAUCUCCUGCAAGCACUAUAUCCCGGAAGGCUAGUAGUAUUAGCCUAAAGCUGCGGUCGGCGUCUGAUAGUCCGAAAACGAAGGGCUCUAUAAUAUCGAAGUUGUGCCGGGGGAGAGUAAAAUCCCUACACAACAACAGGGCAAGAGAUGGAUCCGAUAGUGAGAAUAAGAAUAUCAAUGGUCGUUACGUGACGAGAUUAUCUACCAUCCCCGAUCUUUCACGAAGUGUGCUAAAUUUUAUGCUAUCUUCAUCGGAUAAUCAAGUCUCGCAAGAAAAUCAAAUAAGACCAGACAGAACAGCUUCCCAAAUUAUGGAGUCCUCACACGGCCAAAUUGCAGAAGGUGAGAGAACGUCAUCUGGCCAGGCAUUGGAUCUGGAAAGGAAUGCUAUUGAACGAAUAAAUAGUGCUCUUUUACCGCCAUGUCUGAGAAUCAUGGAAACGCCACCUCCUGCUCAGCAAACUACACCAAAGGAACCCAGUGGUACCAGGAUGUCUCCAGUAAUUUGCCAACACGGUAGCACCGCCGGAGUUGAGUCUAAUACAGAUACUCUAGAAGGUAGUGGGCUGGGGAAAGUUCCUAGAAUUCCAAUGACAAGCCAUGACAAUGGAAGCGAUCUUUCCACAGACUAUGACAUGGGCACGGUAUUUCCUCAGAUGGCUACAAUGGAAAUGUGGCAGGAGAACAAAGACACGGGGGUCCAACGACCUGAAAAACUUCACGAACAAGUUCUCCUGCCUGCUUUCGAUUUGGGUAGGUCCAAUUCAAGCACAGGGUCUAUUGACUUACAGACUUCCGCAGGCUUCAGCUUCCCAUCAAAAAUUCAACCAAACGAGAUAACGAUCAAGAACAAGCUGGUAGAAAAAGAUCUGGAUACCAUAAGUGCGCUAGAGGAGUAUUUCAGAGAUGUUAGCAUACAUGAAGAGGACGAAGAGCAAAUUAUGCAGAAUGGUUUGAAGCAGGAUUUUUCUUCAUCAAUGCUUGCAGAUAGAGUUUCCAAAGAAUUGAUGAGAACCAGUACGAGACAUUCCCCAACAAAAUCAAUGAUCUCAGUUUUGAGUGCCGCGAGCCAACAGCGUUCGCAUACGGUGCGCAACAGCUACUUAAACAUGAGCAACGAUGCUGCGCACCUCCAGAAUAGUUACUACAUCACCUCGCCCUCAAAUGCGAUAAUAAAUGCAACAAAGUCAUCAUCGCCAACAAGGUCUCAACGACUGAAAAGAAUCGGUAAGAAACUAUCUCUUUCAAAUAUUUCAGAUACUAUGACAAAUCAUUCCUUCACAUCAGAUGCAACCGGUGAAUUUCUUGGGACUUCCAAACACGACCAUAUGAGAGGCAGAAGUAUUGACUUCAGCUACGUACACAACUUACAAAGCACCCACUCUCCAACCAAGUCUACUUCCGGAACGUCAAUGAAUGGUUCCUACAAAGAUCGCAGAAACAGUCUUAUCCCUGAACUUGCAUAUAGAGCAGCCAGUGGACCUUUCUACCUACAAAAUGGUAACUCCACAAUAAAUCACGAACCCGAUCUCGUGGUAAACUCGACCUUUAACGAGCAAAGUUCGAAUAACCGCAACUCCAGCUCCUCUGCAUCAACCAAUCCAAGCCAAGAAUCAACUACAAGAUACCCUGAAGUCGUCAUGAGUGAAUACGAUCGUGAAAGAUGGAACUCCAUUUUGAAUCUCAAGAAAGUUGACUCACACGGGCAAUUGAAGGCUUAA